GAUCUGGCUGAACGUGACGUGCCGACUCGGAGCCGAGCGAGGUUUCCUGGCGGAGCUGCGGAGGAGCAGGAGCCGAGCGGGUCUGUCUGUCUGUCCGCCUGUCUGUCUGUCUGCCGCCGCAGUCUCUUGUCUGUCUGGGACACACACACACAACCCCAACCCUCCUCUUUUCUCCGGCUUGUGGACUCGGCAUCAGCGGCCAUGGCUCCAUCGCUGUCCGCCUCCUGCUUUCUCCACUGAGCGACCGUCGGAUGCUCCAGUGCUCAUAGAGGAGGAGCGGGGAGGAGGAGGAGGAGGAGGGGGCAUCCUUCUUCGACUACCAGGCUGACUCACCGCUGGAGCGCCUCAACACAGCAGCAGCAGAAGAAGAAGAAGAAGAAGAAGAAUUUUGGGAGAACGAGGGAGAGAGAAAAAGAAACAGAGUAAGAGAAGGAAGGAGGGAGAGAGAGAGAGAGAGAGAGAGAGAAACUAAAGGAGGUGAGGAAGACUAGGAGGGGGAGGAGAGACUGAAGACAGCCAGAGAAAGUGAGGUCGGGUCGGCGGGGCGAGAGGAGGAAACAGAAAGUGAUUGUGGGAAAACGGAGAGAACGACAGAGAAAGAGCUGAGGUCAGGUGAGAGAGGGCGCAGGUAGGUUGGAGGUCAAGCGGCGGUCAGACGCUGAAGGCUGACUGAGCAGCAGCCGCACACGCUGUCCCGCCACCACCCCCAACGCCACCGCCCCUGCACCGUCACCACACUGGGAGAGCUGGGAGGACUGGUGACGAGGAGAAGCCACCAUGAGCGACCAGAACGUCGUCAAGGAAGGCUGGGUCCAGAAAAGAGGUGAGUACAUCAAGAACUGGCGACCGCGCUACUUUCUGCUGAAGACAGACGGCUCUUUCAUCGGCUACAAGGACAAACCGCAGGACUCCGACCUGGCCUACCCGCUCAACAACUUCUCUGUAGCAAAAUGUCAGCUGAUGAAGACGGAGCGACCCAAGCCCAACACCUUCAUCAUCCGCUGCCUGCAGUGGACCACCGUCAUCGAGAGGACUUUCCACGUCGACACUCCUGAUGAGAGGGACGAGUGGGCCGAGGCCAUCCAGAUGGUAGCGGAGUCUCUGGCCAAGCAGGAGGAGGAGGGCAUCCUGUGCAGCCCCACCUCCCAGAUCGAGAACGUCAACGAGGAGGAGAUGGACACCUCCAUCAGCCACUACAAACGAAAGACAAUGAAUGACUUUGACUAUCUGAAGCUUCUGGGCAAAGGCACUUUUGGGAAAGUCAUUCUGGUGAGGGAGAAGGCGAGUGGCACCUACUACGCCAUGAAGAUCCUCAAGAAGGAAGUCAUCAUAGCCAAGGAUGAAGUUGCUCACACACUCACAGAAAGUAGGGUAUUAAAAAACACUCGGCAUCCAUUCCUAACUUCUCUGAAGUACUCGUUCCAGACGAAGGAUCGACUGUGCUUUGUAAUGGAGUAUGUCAACGGAGGAGAGCUGUUUUUCCAUUUGUCAAGAGAAAGAGUAUUUUCGGAGGACCGCACCCGUUUCUACGGCGCUGAGAUCGUCUCUGCUCUCGACUACCUACAUUCUGCCAAGAUCGUCUACCGCGAUCUGAAGCUGGAGAACCUCAUGUUGGACAAAGACGGCCACAUCAAGAUCACAGACUUUGGCCUCUGCAAAGAAGGCAUCACCGACACUGCCACCAUGAAGACCUUCUGUGGAACACCGGAGUACCUGGCUCCCGAGGUGCUGGAGGACAACGACUACGGCCGGGCGGUGGACUGGUGGGGUUUGGGCGUGGUGACGUACGAGAUGAUGUGCGGCCGCCUGCCGUUCUACAACCAGGACCACGAGAAGCUGUUCGAGCUCAUCCUCAUGGAGGAGAUCAAGUUCCCACGAACGCUGUCGGCCGACGCCAAGUCGCUGCUGUCAGGGCUGCUCAUCAAGGACCCCAACAAACGGCUGGGCGGCGGACCGGAUGACGCUAAGGAGAUCAUGCGACACAGUUUCUUUGGCACAGUCGACUGGCAGGACGUCUACGACAAGAAGCUGGUCCCUCCAUUCCAGCCCCAGGUCAGCUCAGAGACGGACACGCGCUACUUCGACGAGGAGUUCACAGCACAGACCAUCACCAUCACUCCGCCAGAGAAAUAUGACGAGGAUGGGAUGGACGCGGCGGACAACGAGCGAAGGCCUCAUUUCCCACAGUUCUCCUACUCAGCCAGCGGGCGGGAGUGAGCGGCCCAGCCAGCCAGUAUCGUCCCCAUUCGUGGCCAUUCUGAGGAAAACACGUAGCCAUUUUAGGAAAAAAAAUACCAGUCUCCCCUCUUUUUCUCCUUCUCUGCCUCCUCACAGACGGGGAGAAGUCUUUUUAGGGACUUUAAAAGAGGUUUUUGCACAGUGGGAUAGACUCCAGCCGGUCUCCCCACACUAAAAAAAUAAGUCUCCUACAUUUUCAGCGCUAUUUACUGCAGAAGGCAAUGUUUUUGUUAUUUAUUUUUUCUCUCCGUCAGUAUUAAGUUGUCGACCCGGGUUGCGUUCAUCUUUUUUUGUUCGUCUUGUUUGUUGUUUCGGCCCUUUUUUCUUUUUUUCUUCUUUUGACUUUUUUGCACUUGGUUUGGAAGAGCCGUUUUAGGGAACAAAAAACCAAAAAUGUUGCCUUACGUGUGCAGAUGUUUCGUAUCAUACCGACAGGGUGUUUUGUUGAGGUUCGUUUUUUUUUUUCUGGGAGAGGGCGGGCGGGUUUCUGGGGUUGUGAGGGGGUCAUUCUUAGUUGAGAAUAAGUGCAUGGCUCGUGGUUCACUCAAAAUGAAAAAAAAAAAGCUACAAAAAAAAGAUUUUGUUUCUCAUACAUUUGCCAUGGCAGCGCACAUUCCCCCCAAACCCCAUGGCAAUGACAUCACUGUCUACAGGUAAACAAAAAAACAAAAAACAAAAGAAGGACAAGAAUGGACGAGUCUGUAUCAUUCCUUUCAUCGUUGCAGUGUUACUACUUUGCUAUUGUAUUUUUUCAACCCAUGUCUUUUUUUCUUUCUUUCUUGCGCUUUGACUUCUUUAGUUUUAUUUUGAAACAGGAAACACUAAACUGCCAGAAACUGCACAGUUCACUCAGGCGCCACAGAGCACAACCGCGUUCAAACUCAGCUAACCGCUCCAGCUUUCCACAGCCGGCAGGGGAACGAGGCCUUUCUCUGCUUUCUCACCGCUUCUCCUCCUCCUCCUCCUCCUCCUCUUCUUCACCUCUGCUCUUUGUUUCCUCAUCGUAGCUGUAGGACUAGUGGAAUGGGUGUUUACACAGGGAAAUGUGGCUUAAUGUAUGUAUGUAAUGUAUGUAUGUUUUGUAUGUAUGUGGGACAUGGGGGUCAACUUUAUGCUGUCAUAGCACACACACACACACACACACACACACACACACACACAUGGAUUUACACAUGCGCAAACAGGAAACAGCUGUGACUGAAGUCGGCAGUUUACUCCAAACUAAAUCAAAUUUUGUGUUUUCAAAAAAAAAGAUAUAAUAUUAGAAUACUUUGUUGUUUAACCAAGUUUGUCAGGUGAAGCUAAGGGUCAAAGCAGUUGUAGUUAUCCGAAAUCGUGUUACGCGUGUCGGCGGCCUAAAGAGAGCUGGAUACGUAUUAGGCGGGGCUCUGUUCAUUCCAAUGAAAGCGUGAGGCCAAAAAAAGUUUGACUGAAAUUCAACAAAAGAAAAUGCAAAUUGAUGCUUCUUUCCAUCCACUACCGUAGCAAUUAUCAGGAGUUGGUACAUUCAGAUAAGCAGUUUGUGGCGCCAGUUUUCAACCGUAAUACCUCUGCAGAAGAAGAGAGCGUGCAUCUCCAGAUGAUGCUAUUUUGCGUUGCAACCAGAGGAAUGUUUUAUUCGCCCCUUUGUCUGCGUAGAAUGGUGGAGGACGGAUAACGAAUAUUUGCCAGUGUUACAUUUUUGCAUAUGUGUUACCGCAGCAGAGAAGAGAGAAGAGAAGAGAAAUGGAUACAGUGUUUUAGGCGGGGCCCUGUUCAUGCCCAUGAAAGCUGCUCAAUAUCUGGAUCUUUUAUGGAAAAACAACAAAAGAAAAUGCAAGUUGAUGCUUCUUCUCAUCCUCUACCGAUGCAGUUUUCAGGAGUAGGUUCACUGAGAUAAACAGAAGGUGGCACCAGUUUUCAACUGUCUUACCAUUGUAGUAGAAGAUGAACUGAAUGCAAAUAUUUGGCAGUGUAAAGGUUUUGCAUAUAUGUGACCGCGGACUAAAGAGAAUGUUUGAGGCAGGGCCCUGUUAAUUCCUAUGAAUGUUGCUCAGUGGCACAUGAAGUUUGUCUACCGUGUGUAAAAAUAUCUGGAUCUUUUAUGGGAAAUGAAAUCAAGAAAAUGCGAUUGGAUGCUUGUUUCCAACCACUAAAGUUGAGCAAAAGUUGGAGUUGGUACAUCGAAAUAGGCAGGAGUUAAACCCCAGACUGUGAAAAAUAAUGUAGAAAACUUUGUGAUGAAAGUUGGAUUGGGUCUGUCUGACUGCUGCCUAAAGAAGACUGGAUACAGCGUUUGAGGUGGGGCUCUGUUUCCUAUGAAAGCUGCUCAGUGGUACAUGAAGCUAAGAAAAGUUUGACUUCCGUGUAUAAAAAAAUAUCUCAAAUCUUUAUGGAAAAUCAACUAACGAAAAUGUAAAUGGAUGCUGUUUCCAUUAACAACCGUAGCAAUUAUCAGGAGUUGGUUCAUUGAGAUAAACAGAAGUUGGUUGUCUAAAGAGAACUGGGUACAGUGUUUGAGUCAGGGCCCUGUUCAUUCCUAUGAAAACUGCUCAAAAGUUAGACUUCUGUGCAUAAUAAAAUACCCAGAUCUUUUAUGGAUCUUCCAAACCUGAACAGGAAUAAAAAUGAUGUUGUAGUACGGCAUUUUUUAGACUCUCUAAAUAUUAUCGGAAAAAAUUAAAAAAUAAAUUCGGUCUAUUUUGACCCACAAAGACACACAUAUGAUAAAUCACAAAUGGUUAAAAAUAAAGUUUGUAAAUGCGCCUUUGACUGACUUUUUACCAAACUCUGUGCCGCCUGAAAUAAUAAUAAAAUCAGUAAAAUUGGCAAACAACCUCUAAAAAACAUUGUUUUAUUAUAAUGUUGCAUCUCUCAGCUGAUAUUUCAUGUUCACCUUCACAUUAUUGUAGCUGUCGCAGCUAAAAAGGCACACAUUCUACCUUUAUUAAUACAACUUUAUGUUUUGAAAAAAAUGGUUUUCAUGCACACAAAUUUUGGAAACUCAUUAGGAAACAUUGUUAUUUAUCUGGUUGCAGCUGGGAACCAACUUUUUUGGGGUCCGAACAAGUUAAUUUUUGUGUCAAAAUGCUCGAAAUUAAGUAAAACAGAACCAGUUCCAUGUUGGUAGAAAAGGGUCAUCAAAGAACUCACAUCCAAACAAGAUAAUCUCACCACGAAAAUCAAAACGGAAUGUCUAUGCUUGUUUUUUAUCACAACAAACAUCAAAUUUAUUGUUUCUGGAGAAAACUGCCCACUUCAUGUUUCGCUGUUCUCAGUUUACACUCUUCAGGGUUCCUGCACACACCCGGGGGAAAAAAAGGUUCAGAGGUAGAAUUUCCAUGUCUUCAAAGCUGUUUGUGAAAGAUAUUUUGGGGAAAAUUGUUUUCUUGGAAGUUCAUGUGUAAAAGUGAUGAAGUGAGAAAUAUGACUGUGAAACAUGUCGAACAGCAACGGGGAGUGUGAUGUUUUAUGGGGGGAAAAGUUUUGAUCUUGAUUGCAGCUGUGUGGGACCCCUGACAGCACACACACACACACACACACACACACACACUUUCACACACACACACACACACACACACACAUACACAAAAGACUAUAGACGAUAGAUCAGAGAAGAAGAUUUAAUUUAUCACACGGACACUAACAGAAACGAGGCUUCCAGCUCCAGAUGCAGGAGUUCUGUCCUGUCAGUAUUAUGAGAAAUAUUUAUUUACACACACACACACACACACACACACACGUUUUUAAACCUGACCUGAGGGUAUCAAUAAAUCACUAAUCAUGUCACCGAUCACGAGAAAACUGAGCCGUGAGACACUCAUGUAUGAAGACUGUGAGGACUGCCAGAAAAAAGAAGCCGAGUCGCCCCAAACUUCGUGAUGUAAAUAUGCAAUGCCUUUUUUUUCUCUUUCUUUCUUUUUCUUGGGUCUUUUUGUGGCAUCUUGACAGACGACAAACUUGUUUUUUUUUUUUUCCGUGUGUGACUCACGCUUGCUGAUGAGAAUAGUGACUGAAAAACCACAACAACAACAAACGACUCAAAAAACAUUUAAGAAGAAAAAAAAAUAAGGAAAAAAAAUAAAGACAGUGUCAAAGACUGGACCCUUCCAUUCAUUUUUGAUUGUUUUUUUUUUCUGGGUCGACUCAUCCAACUCCACUUGUCCACGGAGGAUGUUCCCCCGCCCCCUCCUCCACCUCGCCGUGGUCCCCGAUCGACUCCCGACUUCUUUGUGAGGACGUGAUGAACCUGUGGAGUCUGCACUGUUGUCUGUUCCCUUCAUCCUCUUUAAAAAAAAAAAAAAAAGAGUCAAAAAUACAAAAAAGUGGGACCAUGGAUGAUUUUUUUCUCAUUUUUUUGCAGUGCUGGUUUCAUCAGGUUGUUCCCCUCUCUCCUCCUCCUCCCCCCUUUUUUUGUACCAUAGUAUUUGUUUUAUUUAUGUUUAUCAUUCUAGGCAGUGUUACCUUGUAUGUCGUUGAAAAGGCACCUCUUGAAAGUCGCUGAAGGAUGAUGAUGAUGAUGAUGAUGGAUGCAUUAACUGAAGUCUCUUUUUAUUCUUUUUUUUGUUUUGUUUUGUUUCUUUUUUUUUUGUUUUGUUUUGUUUUGGAUCGUUUGCUUGUUUGUUUUCUUACCAAAACAUUAGGGCAAGAACCCAGUAGUGGACUUGCAUUGCCGUGGUAGUAUUUAUUUUGAAUUAAAUUAAAAAGAAAUACAUUUCAGGG
Molecule: messenger RNA, 6939 nt
Organism: Centropristis striata (black sea bass)
Lineage: Eukaryota; Metazoa; Chordata; Actinopteri; Perciformes; Serranidae
Gene: akt3b
Product: v-akt murine thymoma viral oncogene homolog 3b
Exons: 14
Coding region: 778-2217 (479 amino acids)
Biological process (GO): protein phosphorylation
Molecular function (GO): ATP binding; protein serine/threonine kinase activity
Source: RefSeq, a predicted model, not a curated record